Messenger RNA from Bursaphelenchus xylophilus (pine wood nematode), 3461 nucleotides. NCBI's taxonomy places the organism in Eukaryota, Metazoa, Nematoda, Chromadorea, Rhabditida, Aphelenchoididae. The record is from the annotation of a GenBank genome assembly.
AUGGAAAACAGGUUUCUUUUACUCUUCCUAUUAAUUUCCAUCACUACUGGUCUGGAAUUGGUAUGGGAGGACAACUUCGACACCUUCGAUUAUUCGAAAUGGGGUUUCGACCAGGGUGGAAAUGGCUGGGGAAAUAAGGAAUUGGAGUAUUAUACGAAUAGGACGGAGAAUGCGCGAGUUGAAAAUGGAAAUUUGGUGAUUGAAGUGCACCGUGAGGACUUUUUGAACCGAAGUUUUACUUCGGCAAGACUUACGAGUAAAUUCAAUUUCAAGUAAGCCGUUUUUUAGCUAACUUUCCCCUACCAAGUCACAAAACAUCAGCCCAAACACUUGCAGGGCUUUCCAAAAUUUCCAUUUCAGCCACAAUUUCUUGAGCUGAAGCUAGGACUAACCUCAAGUUAGGCUAUAUAUAGCAACUAACCUAAUCUUCCAAGAUCCUUCAAGGAGAUCCUCAGGAACUUAUAAAAUGGGGUAGCACAAAAAUUUUCUCUGUCUUCUUUUCGCCACUCUCUUUUUCGCGCUCUCUCUUACUUCCUCUUCUCUUUCCCGAAUAGCCGAUUGGAAGAAGGGCAUGUCGUCCGAUCUGGCAAGUUAAGCAACGCGCUUGACUAGUUGCGAGUUCGAAUCCGACCCAAUAGAUAUUAGUAAAAUAAGUGUUAUGCGUGCGUAAAACACUAGGAAAGCGUGUAAAAAUAGUGGCUAAAGUAAAAAAAGAUAUUUCAGCCGAAAUUUUUUUUAACAUAAAGUGCAUUUUUCGAGAUUUUCCAAAGUUUUUUGUCAAAAUCAAUCGAUUUUCAUUUCAGAUAUGGUGUGUUUGAGGCCCGAAUCAAGCUCCCAAACAUGACCAACGGUUUAUGGCCGGCGUUCUGGAUGAAAGGCUCGGAACGUCCGGAUUGGCCCGCUCGAGGCGAGAUCGACAUUUUCGAGGCGGGUUCGGCGAGCGCAAUUCACGGUGGGCGCGCGAAUUUUCGAUUUGAUUGCAACUUUCAUUGGGCCGUAGAUGGCCAUCAUACUUCACACGGCCAACCUUAUUACCCAAAAAUUGACAUGAGUUUGGAUUUUAAUGUCUGGAGAGUCGAAUGGAACAAUACCGCUUUCAAAAUGUUGUUCAAUAACAAGGAAUACAUGUGGUUUGACAUCGGCGGGCUUCCGACAUUCCAGAAAAAUUUCUUCUUCCUUUUGAACGUUGCGGUUGGCGGAACUUAUCCCAAUAUUCAAGACCCAAACCAAAUCACGGCACCAUUGCCAGCUCGAAUGCUGGUCGAUUAUGUCAGAGUUUACCAAUAAAGAGAUUCAAACAACCACCAAAUCAUACCAUUCUUUCAAUAUUAGUCCAGCGUCGCCAGACAAUACAAAAAUUACCUUACAGCCACACUUGCAUGGGCUGAAGCUAGAACCAACCUCAAAUAGGGCUAAAUUUAGCAACGGAACGCUGAAUCCUAUGCCUUUCAUGGAAAUCCUCAAGAAGUUUUAAAAUGGGGUAAAACCAAAAAUUUCUCUGUCUUCUCUUCGCCUCCCUCGGUUUUUCGCGCUCUCUCCUUGCUUCUUUUCCUCUCUAUCCCGAAUAGCGGAUUGGAAGAAUGGCAUGUAGUCCGAUCUGGCAACUCAAGCAACAGUCUGAUCAGUCGCGGGUUCGAUUCCGACAAAUGAAAAUAAGGAAAACAAUGAAAAUCUAUCUCGUAUUUUACAAAAAAAUAUAUUUUUUCAAUAGAAUAAACUUUUCCUUUAUGAAUUUUUACUAUUGUGGCCGGAACAGCCGUAUUUUCUACUACUUUAUCCAAGUUGAGCUCUCGCUCCCACCAGCUUUCAUCGUAUAAAACGUCGCAUCAUAAUUUUUUUCCGUCUCUCGGGAAGUGCUCUCUUUUGUCGUGCUAAACAAAUUCCCAACUGAUAUCCUGCAUGUUCUUGUGAAAAUUUUUUAUCAGAAAGCAUUGUUAUUGAUCUUGCAAUUGUUAUCAAUCUUGCGGUAAGUGUUUCUCAUGUGAAUUUCAUCUAAAACAAGAUAAUUUAUUUCGUUAGGUGGAGCACAAGGUAAACUGUUUUGAUUUCUCGGUCCAUUUCGGGUUUGUUUUGCUAAUUAGACACUGUUUUUUUUAUUUUAGAGAUCAUUCUGUAUUGAACAUGCUUGGAAAUGUUUGGGAUCGAUUGGAGAACGUGAAACGGACGCUCAAGAGUCUGGAUCCGCACCUCCUCCUCUCCUUCAUUUUUCACAUUUUUGGUGUUGCCUUUCUGAGCUUCUUCACACCACUUUUCAUUCGGUUUUUGUUCGCCUACAAUGUUGUUGACCAAACCGAACCACUGGACUUUGUUUUUGAGACGUGUACGAAGGAGUAUUAUGGAGUAUGCUCGUUUCCGGAAGCACGAUUAAGCUUGGCCGAAGUAAGUGUUUUUCUUGUUUUCUUUGUUUUGUUUUUAGAUUCGGUCAGUUUGAGCUUUUUUCGCUGAUUCAUCUCUAUGUUAUGGAUAAGGUUGGAAAAAUGAAUGUUUUAUAAAAACUAGUGGCUGAAACUUUACGAAACUUGGAAAAUAGCGAGAAUAUGUGUUACAUGAGCUAACAGAAAUAUAAUUUCAGAAGGAUAUUCGUUUUUCUGCCGGCUCUGCAUAUUGGUUUACAUUGGACUUGGAGCUCAUCGAAACCGACAGUUUACUCGAUAGCAGGGUGUUCCUGACUCAAGUUGAGAUUAAAGACCACGAGCAGAAGACUCUGAGUACCGCUCAGCGCACUGUUAAUCUUCAAUACUCCUUUUUCUACCGAUGGUUUAUCAGAGUAAGUAAUUUUGUUAUUAGUUUAUGUGUUUAGAUCCGGAAUCUGAUGUUUUUCCCACUCUACUUGAUUGGAAUGCUCUCUUCCUCAUCGCCAACCGAAUUUCACAUUCAUUUCCCGAAGCCAUUUCAGUCCAGAUUGAAUGAAACUGCAGCAUUUUUGGUAGUUCAGAUUCAAAAUCGGCUUGCUCAGGUGGGCAGUGUAAUAUAGCUGAUAUUUCGGGCCAUUUCGAGAAUAUUUGUUCGAAAUUCGGCUUGUGGAAAGUUGAUAACCUCUAGUGUAAUAUAGCAAAAGCUUUUGUUUUCAGGUCAAAUGGGCCGAGCUGCACAUCGAAGCCAAUACAUCUUACUUUACCUACUUCCUGCAUUAUUAUCCAUUCAUUUCCUUCGCAUUCCUGGCCAUGAUCUCCGCGACAAUCUUCUCAAUUCUCAUGGGACUGUACUGGACAAAAGUUGGCUUUGAAGUUUAUAGCGAAGCUUCAAAAGUGGAGCCAGAGGAUCCACAUUUCUCAAAGCCUCUAAAUAUCAAGAAGAAAUUGGGAUACGAUGAAAACUAUGAAUUUGACGGUCGAAAAUUGCAAGAAAAGAUCCGGGAUCUGCGGCCUGAUGACAUUCCCGAAUGUCCCCAGCUGAAUGGCGUCUUCGGUUGGGAUGUGAAGCCGACUGGCGGACAGAAAAUUGGAUUCGAUGAGAAUUAG